Molecule: messenger RNA, 1681 nt
Organism: Nicotiana attenuata
Lineage: Eukaryota; Viridiplantae; Streptophyta; Magnoliopsida; Solanales; Solanaceae
Product: phosphatidylinositol/phosphatidylcholine transfer protein SFH11
Exons: 12
Coding region: 119-1450 (443 amino acids)
Source: RefSeq, a predicted model, not a curated record
CAAUUAGCUCAAAUGCACCCAAUUUAUCUCUUUCUCUUCAUUCCUCAAUCCCUUCAUUCUCUUCCCUUCUUUGGGAUUCUUCAUUCUUUUCCAAAUUUUAUAGUUUAAGUAGCCACACAUGCAAACAUCAAAAGAAACCUUAAAGGAAAUAUUAAUUUCCGCUGGUAUUAGAGGGAGCAAACGAUCUUCGAGUUCUAAGGAAAGCCAAUCUACUAAACAGAAGGCCAAAAUUCUCCAUCCCCCUAUUGAAACAUUUUGGCAGUUACCUCCAACAAAAGAGCACAAGAAGUCUACCGGAUCGAGAACCUUAAAAACCAUUAUGUCGUUGUCGUUAAAGAAGGGAGUUCAAAAGAGCAAAAGUCUACGAACAAUUCUUGAAGGAUCACAUGAGCCUAAAGAUGAACAAAUUGUUGACUCGUUUCGUCAGUUGCUUUUUCUUGAGGGUCAGCUGCCAGGAAAACACAGUGACUAUCAUACACUUUUAAGAUUUCUUAGAAUGAGGGACUAUGAUCUUACAAAAGCGAAGAAUAUGUAUUUGAACUAUCUGAAGUGGCGAGAGGAGUUUCAUGUCGAUGCACUUUCUGAGGAACUUAACUUUGAGGAAUUUAAUGAGGUUAAAAAGUGUUAUCCACAUGGAUUUCAUGGAGUCGAUAGAUAUGGUCGACCAGUUUACAUUGAAAGAAUUGGAAUGGUAAAUCUCAAUAGGCUCCUUGAAGUAACUAGUAUUGAGAGAUUUGUGAAAUAUCAUGUGACUGAACAAGAGAAAACAUUGAACUGGAGAUACCCUGCUUGUUCACUUGCUGCAAAGAAGCAUAUCGCUUCCACUGUCAGCAUCUUGGAUGUGAAGGAUGUGGGAAUUUCUAAUUUUUCAAAGCCUGCGAGAUAUCUCUUUCUGGAAAUUCAGAGGAUUGACAGUCACUAUUAUCCAGAGACGUUGCAUCGCCUUUUUAUCAUUAAUGCUGGAUCUGGAUUUAAGGUCCUAUGGAAAGCAAUCAGGACAUUUCUUGAUCUACGCACCCUAGCAAAGAUUCAAGUUCUUGGUAGCAAUUACACGAAGACCUUACAUGAAGUUAUUGAUCCCAGUAACCUUCCAACUUUCUUUGGUGGCGACUGCACAUGUUCCGACUAUGGAGGUUGCCUCUUUAGCGACAAAGGACCCUGGAAUGACCCUGCCGUUACAACUAUACUUCAGGCAAUGGUUGAAGCUGAAGAGGAGAAUGGCGAUGAAAAAAAGAACGGUUGUGCUGCAAAAGACGCCUCUGGUGGUGUUACUGAUAAUGUACAUAUUAAGGAUGUUUAUGAUGUCACUCCAUCAAGAAAUGAUACAUUUGAGGUAGCAAGACUUACUAAUCAGCCAUUUCUACAGAAGAUCCUAACACUUCAAAGUGUUGUAAAUGACACAAAAACAUUUUAUGGUACAGAAAAUCCAGGCAUUGGAAGCUGCUCUUAAGGACACGAAAUCGGUUAUAGAAGGACUUGGGCAACCAAUUGAAGACUUGAAAAAUCAAAUUAUAGUAUCAAAUAUAAGAGGCUGAGAUGCCAAAUGAAGAGUUUCAAUCUUUUUCCUUAUUUUUGAAGUUUCUUAAUGUUGUCAACUGAAUUCAAAUAAAAAGAGCAACUAUGUUAAGUAAGGCAGCCUAUUUUACAACAAUAUUCAAGUAAAGGAAUCAGCUAUCUUUAA